AGAAACAAACCGAGUCAUGUGAUAGAAAAUCGUCACGUGGUUCCGAUAACCAGGAAGAGACACUACAGAAAAUACACAGUGUUCUUUACAGUGUUUGAGAAAAUGAGUGUUACCUUGGAUUUAAGGCUUAAGCGUGCGAACAAAGUGUAUCAUGAAGGGGAGGUCCUGGCUGGAGUGGUGGUGAUCACCAGUAAGGAAGCUGUGCAACACCAGGGAAUCACCCUCACCAUGGAGGGUCUUGUUAACCUGCAGCUCAGCUCCAAGAGUGUUGGCGUCUUCGAGGCUUUUUACAACUCGGUCAAGCCCAUUCAGCUGAUCAGCAGUAGCAUUGAAGUGGCCAAACCAGGCAAGGUGCCAGGAGGCAAAACUGAAAUUCCCUUUGAGUUUCCGCUGCAAGCAAAAGGAAAUAAAGUGCUGUACGAGACCUACCAUGGUGUUUUCGUCAACAUUCAGUACACUCUCCGCUGUGAUAUGAAGCGCCCUCUGCUGGCAAAAGACCUGAGCAAGACCUGCGAAUUCAUGGUCCAUUGUCAGCCACAGAAAUCCAAAGUGCAGCUGACUCCAGUUGAUUUCACCAUCACACCAGAGACGUUGCAGAAUGUGAGAGAGAAGAGUUCUCUCCCAAAGUUCCUGAUCAGAGGCCGCCUCGAUGCCACUAACUGUGUGAUCACACAGCCGCUCACAGGGGAGCUGGUGGUGGAGAGUUCAGAGGUCGCCAUCAAAAGCAUCGAGCUGCAGCUAGUCCGGGUUGAGACGUGCGGUUGUGCUGAAGGCUAUGCCAGAGAUGCGACAGAGAUUCAGAACAUCCAGAUAGCAGAGGGAGAUGUGUGUCAUGGCCUCCCCAUCCCUAUAUACAUGGUCUUCCCCAGGCUUUUCACAUGUCCUACACUCGAAACCACAAACUUUAAAGUUGAGUUUGAGGUGAACGUGGUGAUUGUUUUUCACGAUGAUCAUUUAAUAACUGAGAACUUCCCGUUGAAGCUGUGCCGAGUAUGAGAUCAGAGCCUGCAGAUUCAUUGAUGUUUUCUGGAAGACUCUGGGAGUGGCCUUACAACUGUUUAACUGCCAGUCAGCAAUGAGCAGGAUGGCUUUUGUUACAGCUAAAGACAUAAUUGACAUAAUUAUUACAUACAUGCCAUUUUCGGCACUUACUGUGUCAGUUUUUUGAGUUCUUGGAAUCAUUGUCGGAAAGCUAGCCCAUUUGUUCCCUCUUUUUAUUUUCUGGUUUUUGUAUGACUGGGUUUUUUAUGUGAUCAAAUCAGUUCAUUUCAAACAUGCUAGUAUCAUAUGGCAAAGAGCAGAACUGCCUGUAAAUUUCCCUUAUAAUUAUAGCAUUUAAUAUAAAAGUUGUGUACAUUACUUUGCGCUUAGAUAUUCAUUUACUUUCUUCCUGACAAGGAAAAAAAGUGUGUGUGACCUUUGUGUCCCUUGUAUAAAACAUAAAGUACAAGAAUAAAUUAGUACUAAUGUUAUUUGCAUAAAAUAAAUCUGGUAUACAUCA
Molecule: messenger RNA, 1501 nt
Organism: Pangasianodon hypophthalmus (striped catfish)
Lineage: Eukaryota; Metazoa; Chordata; Actinopteri; Siluriformes; Pangasiidae
Gene: vps26c
Product: VPS26 endosomal protein sorting factor C
Exons: 8
Coding region: 103-996 (297 amino acids)
Biological process (GO): intracellular protein transport
Cellular component (GO): endosome
Source: RefSeq, a predicted model, not a curated record